UGCCAUGAUGGUGCAAGGCCAUGGCUACGACCUGGCGGUCCCUGAGAUAUGAACUCAUGUGAGAGAUAUAUCUGGAGCUUCCACUCCUUUAGAGCGUGUGUCCGGAGUAUCGAUUCACGAGUUUCACUACACACACAACUUGUCGUCUGUUCGGGUCAUCCUUAUCACACAACAUGGCGAUCAAAAGCAGAUUCAUUGGUCAGACUGGUGCAGUCAUGGGAUUUCUACCAGACGUGCAUCGCAACAAUGUUACGGCGUUUAUCUCUGAACUCGCCGGCACGUUUAUGUUUCUGUUCUUUGCAUUUGCAAUUGCACAAGUUGCACAUACUCCACCACCAACGGACGCCGAUGCUUCACCAAACUUGUUGGUGGUCUUCUUUAUCGCUCUUGGAUUCGGCUGUUCGGUUGCGGUCAAUGUAUGGCUCUUUUAUCGGGUCAGUGGAGGAAUGUUCAAUCCAGCUGUCACGCUUACUCUAUGCCUCAUUGGUGCUGUCCCUGCCUCACGUGGAUGUCUCGUCUUUCUUGCACAAAUUAUCGGCGGGAUAGCUGCUGCUGGAGCCGUAUCUGCUACACUACCAGGUCCUAUGGCUGUCAACGUUCGCUUGGGGGGUGAAUGCUCGGUCACUCAAGGACUUUUCAUUGAGAUGUUCACCACUUUGCAGCUGGUAUUCUCGGUCAUAAUGCUGGCAGCCGUGAAACACAAAGGGACGUUUCUUGCACCCAUUGGGAUUGGGAUUGCUCUUUUCAUUGGACAUAUGCUCAGUAUUUACUACACUGGCGCGGGUAUCAAUCCUGCUCGUGCGUUCGGCCCGGAUGUCGUCAGUCACAGUUUUCCUGAUUAUCAUUGGAUCUAUUGGGUGGGACCGAUGCUGGGUUCUCUCGUGGCUACGUUCUUCUUCUAUGUCCUUCGCGUCUUUGAAUGGGAGAGCGCCAACCCGGGGCAGGAUUUCGAUGAUCUUGAAGUUCAGAUGCUAUCACCACAUAAGAAGACUUCAAGACCAAAUGUUGCCCAUGCGCCACCAUCAUCAAUGGGAAGUACUCAAGGGUCAUUUUCCUUGUACAAAGAGGGUACAGCAGAAGGGAUCAGUCCUAGCAAUUCGGCGCCUCAACGGACAUCAGCCCUCUAAAAAUGCAGAAAAAGAGUCCCAUGCUCUUUCUAGAGACAAAAGUGCAACAUGCUGGUGAGCCUGUCAAAGUACAACAUCUAGAAUAUCAGGUCUAAU
This is a messenger RNA of Exophiala viscosa, 1223 nucleotides long. RefSeq names its product aquaporin rerated protein. The transcript is spliced from 3 exons. Gene Ontology annotation, biological process: water transport; transmembrane transport. Gene Ontology annotation, molecular function: water channel activity. NCBI's taxonomy places the organism in Eukaryota, Fungi, Ascomycota, Eurotiomycetes, Chaetothyriales, Herpotrichiellaceae. The record is from RefSeq and is a predicted model, not a curated record. Gene Ontology annotation, cellular component: plasma membrane. Bases 174 to 1127 code for a protein of 317 amino acids.